Messenger RNA from Sporisorium graminicola, 981 nucleotides. RefSeq lists its product as uncharacterized. The transcript has a single exon. The record is from RefSeq and is a predicted model, not a curated record. Lineage: Eukaryota; Fungi; Basidiomycota; Ustilaginomycetes; Ustilaginales; Ustilaginaceae. The coding region runs from base 1 to 981 and encodes 326 amino acids.
AUGGUUGCUCCCCUAGAUACAGCCCGAAGCUCGUCGAGCUCCUCGCACCCGUCCACUGCCUUCCACGUAGCUGGCUCGACAGGCACCUCGACUCGAAACCGCAUCAAUGCCAGCCUAGGCAAGCAGCACUUUGUGCUCAAUACGGACCCCUUUUCUCCCACCGCCAGCAAGGCCCUGUUCGAUGCUGUUCCCCGCAAUGCGGAAUUCGAGUCGCUCAGGCCAAUUCUAGCCAGACUCCCGCUCGAACUUGAAGACGACCAGGAUCAAGAUGGCACUGACAACGACGACGACGACGACGACCGAGAUACGCUGGACUAUACGUCAAAGAGAGGUGUCUUGUACACGCGAUCGCGAUUGCCGUUCCUCGAUUCGACGAGCUACCACCUCUGGAAAGCACUACAUCACUUUCGUCCGCUCACUGCCGACUACGCUUCGGGCUACCUCGACAUCGCACAACCCCCUCCUCACCCCUUACCUCCCACCACCGCCACGACCACCACCGCCCUUACGACGUGCCCAGCGUUCUCCUCGGCAUCGACACGCGCACUCGCGCAGCUGCGCACCUCGUUCAACUGGUCCGCCCUGCCCACGCUCCCCGCAUGCGCCGAACCCCGCAGCUGGUACGGCGUGCUCUUCCUCUCGGUACGCCAGCCCGGGUCGGAAUCCACAUCGUUCUACGAAGCCGACCGGUUGGCGCACGAAGAAGCUACUCGCUCGGGCGGGCUCAUCAUGUACUGGUACGGCUCGCCCAACCCAAGCACGGGUGCCAACCUGGCGACGUGCAUCUGGACCUCGAGAACUGCCGCGAUCGCCGCAUCGCAGCUGCCGCUCCAUCACAAGGCGGCGCGAUACGCUGCUCCUAGCUACCAGCGCUACGACCUCAUCCGGUACAAGUUGGUCAAAUAUCCGCACGAUGCUAGGCUGCGUAUCGAGGCGUGGACUCCGCAAGAUGAUAAAGCGGAACGAAGUGAUGAGCAGUAA